AUGCAAGGCGAGGGGGCGACGUGUUUUCAGGACUCGUAUUUAAUCGAUGUUCGUGAACCGGAAGAAACCAUGCAAGGAAUGAUCCCAUCAGCCGUUAACAUUCCACUUUCCGUCCUUGCGGGUGCCCUUCACAUGCCGCCUGAGACCUUCAAGGAGAAAUUUGGGUUUGAAAAGCCCAAGCCGGACCAGGAAGUAACCUUCUACUGCCGAAGUGGUAUGCGUAGCACAACAGCAAGUGACGUCGCCAAGCGAAAUGGAUAUACUGCCAUCCUCAACUAUAAGGGAUCUUGGUUAGAAUGGACGGAUAAACAGAACAAGAAAGGGUCCACAUAG
Messenger RNA from Laccaria bicolor S238N-H82, 333 nucleotides. RefSeq lists its product as uncharacterized. The record is from RefSeq and is a predicted model, not a curated record. NCBI's taxonomy places the organism in Eukaryota, Fungi, Basidiomycota, Agaricomycetes, Agaricales, Hydnangiaceae. Gene Ontology annotation, cellular component: mitochondrion. Gene Ontology annotation, molecular function: thiosulfate-cyanide sulfurtransferase activity. The transcript has 2 exons. Bases 1 to 333 code for a protein of 110 amino acids.